GUCACUGUCAAUGACGUAAAACAUCAGAGAGAAGUCGCAACAUCCAUAUUUUCUGGUAUCCAGGUGGUAAUCGAAAAUCGUUUAAAACUUUAACAAAGUCGCUUAAAUUACGUGCACCAAUCGUUCAUCAAUAUGCCAGCUGUACCAGGCAGUGUGUACUCCCACGGUCAAGGACCGAGCUGCUUCGAUCGAAUGAAAAUGGGCUUUGGAAUCGGUUUUUGCGUUGGGAUGGCUAGCGGUGCCCUGUUUGGUGGAUUCUCGGCAUUAAGAUACGGCCUUCGCGGACGUGAAUUGAUAAACAACGUUGGCAAAGUAAUGCUUCAAGGCGGCGGUACAUUCGGAACAUUCAUGGCAAUCGGAACGGGCAUUCGAUGUUAACGGUUGCCCGCAUUAAUCGAGUUUCAUAAAUUUUAGGUUUUGUAAAAAAUGGAAAAUAAAAAUCGCGUCAAAUCAAACGCAA
Molecule: messenger RNA, 460 nt
Organism: Bradysia coprophila
Lineage: Eukaryota; Metazoa; Arthropoda; Insecta; Diptera; Sciaridae
Product: reactive oxygen species modulator 1
Biological process (GO): protein insertion into mitochondrial inner membrane; protein import into mitochondrial matrix
Cellular component (GO): TIM23 mitochondrial import inner membrane translocase complex
Source: RefSeq, a predicted model, not a curated record